Molecule: messenger RNA, 3937 nt
Organism: Drosophila miranda
Lineage: Eukaryota; Metazoa; Arthropoda; Insecta; Diptera; Drosophilidae
Gene: Osi17
Exons: 9
Coding region: 743-3136 (797 amino acids)
Source: RefSeq, a predicted model, not a curated record
UUCCCUCCACAGUUGUCCGCCAGACGCGCACGCAUGCGCACGCGAAAACUUGCUAACCGGGAUCUACAUAACGUAUCUGCCAGAUACCAGACACAACGAAACGAUACGCGCUCACCGUUAGUCCGUAGGUGUGUCGUAGGCCUUGAUGAAGUAAUUGCAGGUGGUAUCUAACCGCACAGCUCUUUUUCUGGCCAACAGUUGGCUAAAGCAAAUAGAAAACGAGGCGCUAAAUGCGGCAGCGAAACUCCAAACAAACAAACGAAUCCAAAGUGAAAUACGUGAAGAAAGUACAAUCAACGCACAGUCCAAAAGAAUUUACCAGAGAGGAGAGGAGCAGGAAAUCAAUGAAAUUGUGUUUGCGGGCUAAUCUGGUUUUACUCGGAACACUUUGCUGCCUCACAAAUUGAUUUGUCAAGUGGCUAACGAUUUCGCCAAUAAAGCCUUGGCCCCAGCCAUUGUGUCCGGCCCAGACGGUAGGGCGUUCCUAAGCAGCUCAAAGUUCCUAAGCACGUAGAUGGCAGAUUCAGAGUCGGUCAGGCGGAUCCAAAUAAAUAAACAGCUUGGAACAGACAAAUUGCAGAGGAGACUGGCUACGGGUACGGCUACCCAUUGCGGCCCAUUGAUUGCCUUGCCAUUUCUUUGUGCAAUUGCAGGUUAAAGGUGUAAACAGCCAUCAACAUCACUGUCUCGGUGUCAGUUGUUUAAAGGAAGUGCUAAUCGGAGAGUGAAACUGAAAUUGAAAAUGCAUAGCCCGCCGGCGACACACAUACUCGUACAGAGCGUACAGAUGCUCCAUAAUUGGACGUCAAGUGAGAGUCAAUGCACAUCCUCAAAGCGGGCCAAAAGAAAUCGCACCUGCAAUCGUAUUUGCAGUCGGAAUCGAAAUCACAGUUGGAGCCACCCAGGUAGCAGCAUGGUCAAAUCAAAUACUUGGCUUCUGCUCUUGGCCAUGCUCUGUCUAAUCAACUUUGUCGCCAAAGCGGAUGAGACUGCACAGAAUGGACAUGGACGUGGACGCGUUGGCCGCCAUCUCUCCACAACACCUUUGAGUCACACAGCGACUGAGUCUCCUGACACAGCGACGGAGUCAGCGACAGUCACAGAGUUAGCGCCAACAGAAUCCGCCACGGAACUGGCACAGGAAGAGUGGCAGCCUGUGGUGAAUGCCACACAGAUGCCGAUGCCGACACCGCUCAGGAAGCAGAUGGAUGAAAGAGCCGGCAGCGAUUCGGUGCUGCUGCGUUUGGCCCGUCGCUUCACCAGCGGCAACGAGCUGUGGAAUGGCAUCAUUCGCGAUUGCUAUCUCCGGCCAGACAUCUCGUGUUUUCAAAAGAACGUUUUCAGCUAUCUAAAUGACGCCCUCGAUGUGCAGGAUGUGAAUGUGACACAGCGCCUCAAGUUCUUUAAGAAUCAAGUGCAGUACGAGGCGGAUAAGGAGCAGGAGCAGCACAAUGCAAACGAGAUUCCCAAUAGGGCGCGCGCCGCCCCGCUGGCGGAAACCCCCAUCGAGGAAGUGACAACGGCGCUGUAUGGCAAGAGUAUUAAAUUUGCGAUGACCCACGAUCUGGAAGUAGAUUUACCAGAAGUAAUGUUCAAUGGCGCCACAUUUCGCAUCUCGCCGCGUUCCAUCGAAGGAAAUGGAAUCAUUGCCAAGCUGGAGCUAAUACCCAAACAGGUGGUCAAGGCCCGGCUGGCUGGCAUGAUAAUCCAGAAGAAAAUACAAAAAUUUCUACGCAGUAAAAUUGUGCUGUCAUUCCUGGCAUUGCUGCUAAUCAUCAAAAUCAUCAAGAUCAAGUUAUUCUGGUUGCUUCCAAUCGUCAUUGGCGUUGGUGCGGCAAAGAAGUUGCUCCUGAAAUUCCUGCUGUUCCUGUUCCCGGCAUUGUCGCAUCUCUUUAAGUUGUGCUCGCACUACCAGCAAUCGUAUCAUGCACCCCUUAAGUACCACCACCACCAUCACCUAAUUGAUCAUCAUCACACGGUGGUUCCACCAUGGCACAGUGGAGAACACCAGUCGGUGCCUGACAUUAUCUACACGCACCCACCCAAGGGUCAUCCAUCUGCGUAUCUCCAUGGUGCGCCCGUGCACGAGAGCCAUGGACCAGGAUUCGAGCACUUUGAGGGCGCAUGGGAGAACAGCGGCCCGGGACUGGGGUCUGAAUACAUAGGCGAUAUAAAUCGCGCUGCACAAAUAGAGGAUAAUCCGCAUUAUUUUAAGCCGAAUACGGCGAAUGAUGCUGGGGUACUGCAUGCUUGGGGCCUGGGCACCACACAGACGUAUCCUAAACAGCCGCAGAACCAUCCACAGCAGCACCCACAGCAGCAGCAGCAACGUUGGCCUGCCACGCAACAGUCCAGGCCACCGACAGCCCAACAACACAAGCCGCAAUUACAACACCAGCAGCAGCAACAGCAGCAGAAAUUUCAACAACAAUUAAACGCCCAGAAAGUACAUGCCUCUAGUCACAGUUUAAAUCCAUUUCAAAGUCAGGAUAAACAAAGCUCAAGGCCAGCUUACACCCAGCCGCAUCCGGUAUACGUUCCAGGACACCAGCAGCCACAGCUAGGACCAGGAUCAGGACCCGGAGCAGGACUGACGGCUGCCGCACAGAUUGCCGCACAAUACGAGCCAGCACGCAACAAUCAGCAGCAGCAGCAGCAGCCACAGCAACAGCACCACCAAAAUUUGCAGGAGCCACAACUUUCGCCCGAACUUGCCGCCCAGCUGAAAGAGGCCAUACGCAUUCAGGCCGAGCAGCGUCUGAUCCAGCAGCAGCAGAAGAUACUCGAGCACCAGCCGUUUGUGCAGGACGGACAGCCGCUGUAUCCGCUCAACUAUGAUCCGUUUUAUAGUCCCAUACUGCUGAAAAUCGAUAAAAUCGUGGAACAACUGGGCGUGAAAAACGACCUGUGCAAGGAGCGCAUUGUGUGCAGCAUGUACAAGGAUCCAGCCACCUAUAGUCCGCACAGCAAUUUCGUUUCCGCUGAGCUCAGUCGCGAUACCAGCGAGCUGGAGCCCGUAACGCAUGCGAAUGAGGCCGUACGUCGCUUCUAUCGGCUCAUCCAGGCGGCGCGAGAUGGCCAGGAUCAAAAGGAUUGCCAGAGCCUCUAUCCACAGUGCACAAUGCCGGCAAAGUGAGGCCAAGGCGUGAGGCGGAACGAGUACCAGUACGAGCAACUUUGAAGUCAAAUUUUCCUUGUUAAAAUGAACUGUAAAUAGGAUAAUAAUGAUAGCACAUAAGCAUAAUUUAUUGUAAUUUGUUAAACUAUUAUUUAUUUAUUUAUUGUAAAGUAAGCGUAAGGGGUUGACCCGUGCUUCAUUAAUAUUCAUUCUGAUUUUGUUGCAGUUUUUCAACCAAUAAUAUAUUGAAACUUACUGCGGCUUUUGCGGUUCGUACACUCUUUAAAUUCCUCACACACGAGUUGUCUCGUACAUAUGUAAAAUUCACUAAAAAAACAAUUCACUAAAAUACGAAAUAAUGAAAUCAGAAUAUUUAUUAAUUGCCGGCCAGACAGACCCGGCUGCAAAUUCAAUUAGUCAAUAUGAAAAAUUGUUAUUAGAGAAACCCAAAAUGAAAAAAUAAAUUGAAAUUGUGUUAAAUGUCAUGUAAAAUAAAAUUCAUUUUUGGAUCACAGCACAGGGUGAUGCCAAUCCAAUCGUAAUGUUGGCAAUUCCAAAGAACUCUGACUCAAUUUACAGGUUAAUAAAAUUCGCAGGAAGAGUGCACUUAUCCACAGAGACGAAACCGACCAAUGCCAUGCCCUAAGAAUCAUCUUUAAAAAUACAUAAUAUUUUCAAGAUGAUUUAUUCGUAUAAAAGUCUAUUAUAUGAGCAAAUGAUUUUGAUACCACCAUAUGGUAAAUUUCAAAUAAAUAAAUAUUUUACCACUCCUGGGCUUAUCACUUUUGCUAAAUCAAUAAUCUUAAUCCAAGACAUUCU